Triticum dicoccoides is the source of this 3250-nucleotide messenger RNA. RefSeq lists its product as uncharacterized. The transcript is spliced from 2 exons. Lineage: Eukaryota; Viridiplantae; Streptophyta; Magnoliopsida; Poales; Poaceae. The coding region runs from base 1916 to 2911 and encodes 331 amino acids. The record is from RefSeq and is a predicted model, not a curated record.
CCCGCGUUUGGCGACACGGGGGAAAACCAGCGCCGCCGCCAAGUUCCACUCUCUACCGCCGCUCCCCGCAGCGCCGCCGCCGGAGGGCCGGCCGGCGAAGCCGCGCCUCGCCCAGGGGAGGUGGCGGCGGGGCGGUCUCGUUCCCCUUCCCGCGCCAGAGCCCCUCCCCCCACCCCUCGAUCUGGCCGGAGCCGCUCCACCACCACCCCUCCGGUCCAGCGCUGCCUCCCUCGUCCCCCCACCCCCCACGGGGCUCGCUCCCUCCCUGGACGGAUCCACGGCAGCGGCAGCGCCCUGGCUCCCUGCGCGCUCGGCCCGGCCCGCCCAGAUCCGAUCUGGCGAUGCUCGCGAGCGCCCUCCCUUCCAGCUGCUGCAGUAUCCUGCUGGUCCGGCGUUGGGCGCGACGCACUUGGCUACGGCCUCUGCGUCCUCUCCUGCAGUCCGCCCAUCCCCACCUACGGCACGGCUAGCCCUGCUGGUGCUGUCGUCGACUAUGGGCUGGGCGCAUGAACUGCAACUGGUCUUCCUCCACUCCCGAGCCACGGAGAUGGCUAAAGUGCGGAGGCGACGAGGCUACAGUGCUUGUGCAGUCACGGUGCUCCUCAAGGCGGGUGCUUGUUGGCGCUGCUCCGGCCCUGGCGACCUAGGGUCCGCGUCUCUCCGGUGCCCUCGGCCGCUGGUGUCCUCUGCCGGGCAGCUCCGCCCUCGGUGACCCAGUAGUUGCGUUCUUUCCAACUCGCUUGGCUCACCGACGUCGCGACGGCCAUGGCCACGGCAGGUCGGAUCUGCGUCCCUCCAGUCCUAGCUCGCCGGCGUUGCGGAUAGCAAUCGCCCCACCCUCCUCGUGGUUUGCUCCGCCGCCUACCCUGCUUUGUACAUCUCAAAGCCUCCCCUUUGGUCAGAUCCAACGCUUGUGGGUCCGGAGGCAGUGCCAUCAUCCGACGGCAGGUGCAGCCCCGCCAAUCGCCUUCCGACAUGGUGGCUUUGACUAGUGCGGGCUUCCUCAUCUUCGACUCUAGACACGGCGGCUAUGGGAUUGCUCAGCCUUCGGCCGGGGUGAAAUCCCUGCCCGGCUUGCCGGUGCUGGCAGCGGCGGCGUCUGCGGAUGUCGUUAUCUUCUUGAAGACGUUGUCAAGGUCCUCGGCUGAGCCCCUCCUCAAGCUCAGGGGAAACCCUAGGUCCUCUAGACCGGAUGGCGAUGGCGUCUCGGCGUCGUAUUCCUUCUUGAAGGCGCUAUCUUGCUUGCUCGCGGUGUCCCCGGUUUUGGUUUUCACGAUGUUGGUAUUCUCGCUGGUUCGACUUGACCGCUCUUGGUUCAGGCUUGGUAGGUCUAGCUGGGUUGUAUCCCUUGUUCGGGCUGAGCAUCCCUUGUCUCCCUGCUCCGGGCACCAUGUUCACACUUGUCUGCGUCCGUGUCAUGUGAUGUUCCCCUCUCUGUACUCAUUCUAUUCCUUCUAUCAAUGCAAUGAUACGCAAGCUUUGCGUAUUCGCGAAAAAAAAUAUAUGCAUAUGUACGAAAGCUUGCGUCUGUACUCUAUUAAAAAAAAUCUCGGGCCGGUCGUGGCAACCAACCAACCCCUCGCAACCGGCACAGCAUUCCGCUUGCGCGCUGCCACCGGCCCUCUCACCACCUGCACUGUGCGAGUCAGAGAUUUUGCGCGCGCGCCCCGGGGCAAAGAGGUAGUGCCAUUACUGUUCAGUGCGGUGGUUUCGGUGAAAGAGACCGACAGAGCUUGGUGGAUAUAGAAGAGAGAGGAGGCGGAGGCGAGGUCUCCAACGGGGAGGGAAUAGAGCGGUGCAUUUUCUUGCCCACAGGCACGGAAGGUCAGCCUCUCGGCAGCAAGGGGCGUCGCCAUUGCUCCCAUCGGCGCCGCCUGUUCUUGUGUGAUUGCUUCAGUUCGCACCACUAAACAGGAUGGAUGGGAUGGACUUCCUGGCCGGAAUGGGCAUGAACGAGGAGGAUCUUAUGACGAUGGUGUUUGAAAAGAAUGUUGCUGAGCUGAGAGAAGACACAUUUGAUGGUUCUGAGGAGGAAAGGCAAAUCUUUGAGGAGAUUUUCGGCUGCGGGCAGAACACUUCACAACCAGGCGCAAGCAAAACAUCUAGCGCGCCAUCCGGCUCUGCCUCCAGCGGCAAGAUGGUCUACUGCCGCAUAGUGGAGUCCUUCACUCACGGCAACCUAUCGAGCUAUCAUGUCUUCGAUCACAGUGCUAGUCAACAGAUGCAGAACGCAAUGCCUUGUAGUACGGAUUAUGACAGGCCUUCUGAACUCGUGGUACAGUCGACGCCACCUUCCGUUGAUCGGGUGUACACUCGCAGGGAGGUGACACACAAUCACAGCAGCCAGAGAGCAGAACUUUCCAGUGUCCUGGAUUUGGAGAGGGUUGACAUCACCAGCGUGAUCGCGCGGCGGCCGGGCGGCUGUGGCUUUGGAAUGCUCUGGAACCAUCUCCGGCUGCACGCGCAUCUUCUGAUGAUGGACGCCGGGUGGAAGAUCGAGGGCAAGGAACGAGGGAACAAGAGUAAGAUCGAGGGCAACAAGGAAAGGUGGAACAAGAGUAAGAUCGACCUCAUGUACGAGUCGCCCGACAAGCUCAUGCGCCUGGCUUCUCUUGCUAGGGCUUGGAAAUGCUUUGGUGAGUGGCUGCUGAUCCGUUCGUCCAGAGUUGAUGGAGAUGACCGUGGAAAGGAAUGGUCCAACAUGCAUGACUUUCUGUGUGAUUUGAAGUACACGUUGCUGUGCUUGGAACACGAGGCCCGGCGCGCCGAGCAAUCGAUGUCUUUCAUGCACCAGUGGCGGCUGCUCGAUCCUUUCAUGGCGGUGGUUUGCAUCGAGAAGAAGGUCGCAGCGCUGCGGAAUGGAGUGCCACUGAAGGCUGUGAACAGCACAGUCUACAGUCCUCAGUCAUAGCGAGAGAAGCUGCAGAAGCAGAGCAAGGGAGAACCAAAUCCGAGUCAGCAAGUACAGUUGAAGCUGAAAGGGAGCCGGAGGCAUUGGUGGCACGGCGUGAGCUGUGGCGGCCUAUCUGCGAGGAAGAGGGCUGCGUGGUAGUUUGAGUACCAGAUCGACUUUGUUGCGUGUUUGUCUUUUGCCCACUCUGUUGUACUCCUACUGUAGAACGGAUCUCUAGCCUCUGCUCUGACCUUCUAACUAUCUCCGUAUCUCCCAAGUCACCUUGCUGAAUCGUUCUUCCUCUCGAACUCCAAAUUCCUGUAAUCUGUUAGCAGCCUAGGCGCAGCUCUCGUUUCA